ACGGGGAGUGGUAUCUGUGCUGCACGGUAAGGGGCUUCUCUUCCCCCCCGCAGAGCAAUAUCACCGAGGACGCGUUGCACUGUGACCUGACUGACCAGACCGGACCUAACCUGAUCCAGCAGCGUCACCAGUCCAGACUCCAGUCCAGCUCCGUGAAGAUCUGCCCCUGGCCCUGACCGCGCUCUGCCAGAAGCACAACCAGACACGCCCGCUGCUGACGAUGCCGCCGGUGCUUUCGAUGCCGCAGCCUAUCUGUCUGAUAGAGAAUGUUAACGGGAAUACGCUGGUCAUUAAUAAAGAUGCCGAGAAGAUCCUUCUGGAAAUCUCGCAGCCGGUGGUGGUUAUCGCAAUCGUAGGAAAAUACCGGACGGGGAAAUCCUAUCUGAUGAACAAACUGGCCGGGAAACGGAGCGGUUUUGCUCUGGGAUCCAGCAUCCAGUCAAAGACCAAAGGGAUCUGGAUGUGGUGCGUUCCUCACCCUCAAAACCCUGGACAAACCCUUAUUCUACUGGAUACAGAGGGACUGGGCGAUGUGGAGAAGGGAGACUGUAAGAACGACGCUUGGAUCUUCUCCUUGGCGGUGCUGCUGAGCAGUGCCUUCGUGUUUAAUAGCUUGGGGACCAUUGACCAACAAUCUAUGGAGCAGCUACAUUAUGUGACCGAACUGACAAAACUGAUUAAGCUGAAGUCGUCCUCCGGAGCAAAAGACGACACCGGCGAAUAUAAGAGAUUCUUCCCGUCAUUCACCUGGUGCGUUCGAGACUUCACUCUAAUACUGGAGAAGGACGGUAAACCCAUCACAGAAGACGAGUAUCUGAUGACAUCUCUGCAGAUGAGGAGAGGUACUGACAAGGAAGCCAAGAACUAUAAUUUACCCCGUGAGUGCAUUCUACAUUUCUUCCACACGCACAAAUGUUUCGUAUUUGACCGACCGGCGUCAAAGAAAAAACUUCAGGUUCUGGAAGAACUAGAAGAAAGUGAAUUGGAUGAGGAAUUUGUGGAUCAGGCAACAAAAUUCUACAGUUACAUGAUCACCGAGAGCCGCGUGAAGACACUGGCUGGAGGAAUGGAAGUCACCGGGAGAAUGUUAGCGGUUCUCGCUGACUCCUAUGUGAAGGCAAUUCAGAGCGGAACAGUCCCCUGCAUGGAGAAUGCGGUUCUGGCUUUGUCCGAGAUUGAAAACACAGGAGCUUUACAAGACGCACUGUCCAAAUAUGAAUGUGAGAUGGACAACCAUGUCCUGGAGUUCCCAACAGAGACACAGCAAGAAUUCCUGAACCUACACAUGGAAUGUGAGAAAGAGGCCAUCAAAGUCUUCCUGGGACGAUCACUGAAUGAUAAGGACCAGAAAUAUCAACACAAGUUGAAGGAACUGAUUGAUAACAAAAUGAAUGAAUAUUCCACAAAGAAUGAAACGGCUUCAAGAGAUUUCUGCAGGAAACUUCUCCGACUGCUGAGUCUGACUAUGGAGGAUGACAUAUUGGCCGGAAGAUAUUCCAUACCUGGGGGACACAAAUUGUAUUUAAUGGAGAAGGUUAAGGUUAUGGAAGCUUACAACGUAACACCUGGAAAAGGCAUAAAGGCUCUGGAAGUGAUCCAGGAGUACGUCUCUGAGAAGAAGGACGUUGAAGCUUCCAUCAUCCAAGCAGACAACACCCUGACUGAGAAAGAGAGACAGCUAGCAGAGGAACGGGCUCAAGUGGAAAAUGCAGAGAGGGAGAGAGAAAUUAUGGAGCAAAAUAACAGAAAUCUGCAAGAACGCAUGGACGACCAGAACAGGAGCUUCGAGCAGCAUAAACAAAUGGUCAUGGACAACAUGGAACGAGAGAGGAAGAUGAUGAUGCAGCAAAACGAACUGCUGAUCAAGCAGAAGCUUAAGGAGCAAGAAAUGAUGAUGAAUGCAGGGUUUCAUGACAAAAUAAACGCUCUGCAGAGAGAGAUCAAUAGUUUACAGAGUCAGAAGUCAAAGAAACGACCUUGUAUUGUGAUGUAAACUUUGAAAAAUAAACUACUUUAAAAAAAAAAAAUCCUUAGCAAAAGGUAAAAAUAUUGGUGCAGUAAAGUUCCCAUAAUCUGGAUCCCACAUUCUGGAAUUCUUUGUAAUCCAGCAUAAGAGAAGAAUGGCCCCAAUGGAUGGUCUGACUGUUCCUGUAACUGGACACUGGUGGAAGGUCGGACGGCCACUGUCCAUUCCGUGCAGUCUACUCCGAUGAUCUGUGCAAGAAGUUUAGAAGUGUCAGGACUGAAGCGCGUUGGGGUCCACCUAGAUGGAAGUUUAUAAAAAAUGGCAGACUACUGGAUGUGGACCAUUGGUUUGGUAGACGAACGGGCACAAGCAUGGAACCUUGAGCAUACGAUCUGUAGACAGUGCAGUCAGGAAUUUGGCAAAUUUUGGCAAAGUAAAAAAGAAAAACAAUGAGAUCCUCUGCGGUAUCUUCAGGCUGUAUGUAGUCAGCUAUACCACACCACUAUUAAAUAUUGAACAACGUCUUUAUUUCAAA
This is a messenger RNA of Bufo gargarizans (Asiatic toad), 2501 nucleotides long. RefSeq names its product guanylate-binding protein 1-like. The transcript has 13 exons. Gene Ontology annotation, molecular function: GTPase activity; GTP binding. Lineage: Eukaryota; Metazoa; Chordata; Amphibia; Anura; Bufonidae. Bases 221 to 1993 code for a protein of 590 amino acids. The record is from RefSeq and is a predicted model, not a curated record.